This is a messenger RNA of Caenorhabditis elegans, 3750 nucleotides long. It is a transcript of the gene T21B10.3, whose product is annotated as Edg1 TPR repeats region domain-containing protein. NCBI's taxonomy places the organism in Eukaryota, Metazoa, Nematoda, Chromadorea, Rhabditida, Rhabditidae. The transcript is spliced from 12 exons. The coding region runs from base 27 to 3581 and encodes 1184 amino acids. The record is from RefSeq and is marked reviewed.
AAAAUUCUCAUGCUCGUAACAGCAAAAUGAAUAAUCCAGAAGAAAGCGCUGUAACAGAUCUCCGAAAGUUCACCAAUUUGGUUCUAAAUGGACUUGUUGACGAAGAAGCAACAGCUGCAGCUCUUAUUCGGUAUCAAUUCCAGCAGCGCACGAUCAAAGAUGUUGUUCGGCGCGGUUCCGAGGAUCCCGAAUUGAAAGCACAGAUAUGUGAUUUGCUCAAUCACCUCGUUAUCUACCUGAAUGAGGAGAUUGUGGAAACUUCUUCCAAAGCGUGUCCGGAUGGAAUGGACGAUCGACAUUUCGUGCAACUCGAAAAACGGAUGCACUUGAUGUUCGAGGUAUACUUGGCAAUGAAUGUCGUUCCCGAUUAUCUGAUUCCUGAUCUCACAAAACACGUUGAUGCAAGCCGUGAAGCUGUUAAGUAUUCAUAUAGCCUCUGCAAAGACUAUUACCGCUGGAAAGAACUGCCAUUAACUCUCAAAGAAUUUUUUCUUGAUGAGAAAGAGGAGGUGAAGGCUGUUGUCGAUGAACCAGAACCGACAAUGUUUGCACGCGACGACGGGGUAGUAUCAUCAUUGGCUCAUGAGAAGGCACAAUCAGACGAGGAUGGGAAGAAGAAACAGUUCGUGGCAAAGACCGAGAAGGUUCUCAACAAUUAUCGCGCCAAGAAUCCUGACUACAGAACGAUGCGCGAGUUGAUUAAUGCGAAAACAAAGUUCCGUCUCGAGGGAAUAUACUGCGACAGUUUAAUCGAUGAUUUCAUAUCAGUUUGGGAUAUGGCUAUUGACAUUGAACCAGUGAAGACAGAAGACAAGUUUGCAUUCACUAGUCUCCUUAAGAAAGUCUUUCUCAUGAUGGUCGAUAAAAGGAGAAAUGAUUUUGCUAGCAAGAUUUUAGAUAAAUACAAUAAUGAUGCUUCGGGUGUACUGCCUUGUCUCGAUAACUUUGUAGAAAACUUUCAAACUGGACUUACGGCCGCCAUAAAUAACCUUCCGCUUGAUGCUAACGUAUUGAGCAACAAUAUGGAAUUGUUCGAAAAAGCAAAAGAUCCAAUAAUAUGGUAUCUGCUCAUUUCACCAGCCUACACAGUUCAACAGAUCCUGCUGAUUUGCGUUGAUAACAAAGGUUACGUUCCUCUCGUAUCUCGGAUUUUUCGUGCCAUACCAACAUUGUUUGAACGAUCUGUCAACCUCACACCGAUGCAUUUCGAAGGCUUUAAAACUCAAAAACUUUUGAUUACCAUUCUUCAUAGAGUUUUCAUUAUUGGACGAACUACAUGGACUUCUGCUUCUCAGUGGGAAAAUGCUGCAAUGAUGACAAUGUCGUUCGCGAAGGAAAGAAAACGAAAAGAAGGACAACCGGAAAAAGUAGAGGAUAAAGCAUUGCUGGAUUCGUUUUCCUUGGUUAACUUUGCUCUCAAUGAGCUCUUCAAGGAUUAUCGAAAACCAUUGAAAGCAGUUGAGAUUUUUGUGAAAAUGCUGCAGCGUCUUCUUGCCAACAAUAACAACGCCAGAAUGCUCACAAAUUACCAAUUCUCUUCGUCUUUCUUUGAUGAUGGAAAUAACUAUCUUCCAACUUCGAUAAUAAUGCUGCUAAUGUUCGAUCUUCUUGUGGAAUACGAUGGACAAUCGAAUGAAGUUUGUGAUGGUGCCAGAGACAUUCUGAAAUCAGUUAGCGGUCGAUUGAACAACGACAACAUUAUUUUCGAUACUGAUACAUGCAGGCACUUGAUCGAUGAGAAAUUAAAUUAUGCUCCGUGGUGGAUCAAAUAUUCAAUUUGUUCAUGGUUUUCAUCGUCUCUCCAGAAUCCAAAAAAACAAGUCCCAUCGGGUGUCUACAAAACAAUUGCAGAACAACAUCUAGAUGAAUUCGAACAAAUUAAACCGGAAGAAGUUUCAACUGUUUCGGAUUGCUACUUCAGAUCACUCUUUGAACUGGGUCUUUUUGAUGUUGAUCUAGCCAUUGAACUUUUACAGUAUGGACAUGUUGCUAAAUUUGAGUCGUCAGUGGUUGAAAAAAUCGCUUUAGCUUUGGUGGACAGUUAUGGGAAGAAGAUGUCUAAAAGAAGUGGUGGAUUGGAUAUCGGAAAACUGAUUAUUUCAAUGCUCCAGAAGUUUGAUCCAAUUCGAGAACUUGCACCACUCAAAUCCUACAGCUCGUCCUACUUGGAAAGUGUCAAAAAGAUCGAACACAUACUUGUACUUUUCAUGGCUGCUAGAAUUGCAAAAGAGAAACAACUCAGCGCUGCAAGAGUCCGAACUGAUGACACAAUUCAGACCGCAUACGAUGAAGUAAUUUCUUUGAAUCAAGUUUCUGAUCAACUUAUGGACAUUUUCUGCGAGACUACUAAAGCUCACGUUGAUAAGGAGGUAAUGGAAGUUGAACAAAUGAGACGAGAAGUGGAAGUUCUUUUGUUCUCUACUCCAGGAACGACACCUAAUCAAUUUAAAGCAAUGGUUGAGAAGGAGAAUAGAGAACAAUCAUUGGCUCUGCAAUUAUCAAUGAUUUAUCUUAAUUGUUCAUAUUUCUGUCGACUCUACCAGCAAGUUCCCAUUAAGUUACAACAACUGAUGAAUUCAACUCUCGAGAAACAAUUCGAUUCGCAGAAGUUUUUAGCCAAGAAAGUUAUGGAUGACGUGCUGACAGAAAAAAGAAAGACCGAAGUUGUUUACGCAUUCGUGGAUACACCAGUCGAGCCGACUCCAAACGAAGAUAAUAUUCAACCCGUUAAACCUGCAGAAUUAUUCAGACCACCAGUUGUUGAGAAUGUCUCAGUUGAGAGUACAACGUACAAUUCAAAUGGAGGAGGUUACCGCCAAGGAAGAUAUCAAACCGGAUAUCAAGGAAAAAAUCGUAGAUCUAAUUUUGAACAGCCCACGUCUUCGCGUGGUUCUGGAAGAAGUGAUCGUACCUACGCUUAUAAAGGAAAUCGAUUUCAACCUGUCAAUGACUCCCACGUUUUUGCACCCAGAGAACGAGAGAAUGUGUACCAGAACAGCAGUCAUGAUCGUGAUAUUCCACGUAAUGAUUAUUCAGAAUAUGAUCAAGAAAAGUUGUACCUUGACGAUAAACAACCUCGUUUUCAUUCUGAAAAUAGAAAUUCCAAUGAUGUUAGAAGAUAUUCUGAAUCAAAAGACUCGAAAUAUGACAAUAAAAAUUGGAAUAAUCGUUCUUCUCGGUGGCCUUCUGAAUCUGAAUAUUCUCAAGAAGAUUCUGAAAAUAGGCAUCUCGAUCAAACUAUCCAAUCCGUUCGAAAGUUCUCAUAUCGAGAGAACCAACAAAAACAUAACAGACCUGGCACCUCUAGUGCUUCGCCGCCGAAAAACCAAGAAUGGAAACAACAUCAGCAACAGAAGAAAAGUUUCGGUGGUGGUUUUGGAGAAAACGGCAAUAAGUUCAAUGGAAACUCACGGAAACAACCCGAGAGAAAACCAAGAUACACUUCCUCGAACUUCUACGAACAAGAUGAAGAUUCACUUCAACUAUUGAAACCUGACAGAAAUGAGCUUGCUCAGGCAAUGGGCCUCAAUGACCCGCCAAACCCGCCCAAACCUCGUCGCAGUGAAUGGACUCGUCGUUGAGUUAACAUUCCCGUUGUCUUCUGUUUAUUGUUCUCAUACUUCCUAUCCAAAUUUGUUAUGUUGGUUUUACUCUAUUCGCCUCCCAUUGAAUUCGUAUUUUUUUCCAUUCCACAUUUAAUUUCUUUUACUUCUUUCAAAUUUUCACCGCCUUGAAAUAAAGGUUUGUUUU